Molecule: messenger RNA, 822 nt
Organism: Henningerozyma blattae CBS 6284
Lineage: Eukaryota; Fungi; Ascomycota; Saccharomycetes; Saccharomycetales; Saccharomycetaceae
Exons: 1
Coding region: 1-822 (273 amino acids)
Source: RefSeq, a predicted model, not a curated record
AUGGCUAGUUUAGACGAUUCCAUCAUAAUACAUCAAAACUUACAGAUACUAGAUAACGUUUCGAACUACUCGAAAGAAGCUAUAGAUUAUUUCCACUACCAAUUCAACCCUCUCGAUUUGUCCAAGAAUUCUAGUUUCUUCUUCAACAUGGACAAGAAAACAGACUUCAACAACACAUGUUCAAACCUAUUGCGUCUGCCUAACUGCGACGAGUUGAACAGUAUCGAUUACAUCUUGUAUUUCAAGAGAUUGAACUAUUGUCUCAAGAGACGUUGGAACCAAUCCAAUUUGAAGUCGUCGAAACAUUUGAAAAUAGACCCUUUGGAUAUCAAUUGGUUCAAAGAAAAUGACAUUACAAGCUUGUACGGUCCCAACCUUGUUUCGUGCGAUUUGAAGUUUAACAUUGAUUUCCCAUUGCCAAAGCAAGAGCAGAUGCCAAUGCAAAAGCAUGCCAAGAAGCACAAACAACGGAAAUGCUUGAAAUUUAAUGAUAAUGUCAAGUUGAGAUACAUGGAUCGUCACGAUAAUGUCACCGACUCGCUCAUGAUCAUCAACGAUUAUUACAACAUCGACCAUUACACAUGUUCCUCUUCCUCCUCUUCCUCCUCCUCCUCCUCCUCCUCCUCAUACUGUUAUUCCCCGUUGGAUUCUGACGAGAUGGAUACCGUCGAAGACACAGAUAUGACUUCCAUAGAAGACGAGGACGAGAAGGAUUCCAGCAUGGUCGAUCGGGAUUUGGAUAUCGAUGUCAAGAAUUACAACAGGACCAUGGAGGCACUGCAAAACAAUUACCAUGGUAAUAAUUGUAUCUAUAUAGCAUAG